GUCGGGCCCCUCUCUGUACCAACGUCUACCAUUUAAAACACACUGAUGCGUCUGAGUACCAUGUGUAUUUCCCGCCGUACGAUCCGAUCUGGCGUUUACUGCACGUUUCGCUUGGGGAAAACCAAGGAGAAAGCACCAUUUUUUGGCCUCUAUAAAUGUAUAGAGUAUCCGAUCGAUCGAUCUUUGUUUUCUGAACGAAUGAUUUAGCCAACUUGCAAGACAUAGUUGUUUCAAGGUAAGAUAAACCUGUAGUAUCGUCAUUGCAUCAGCGUGUGUCGUGCAGUCCAAUCAAGAUGAAUCCCGCCAAUCAACAACAGCCUCCUCUUAACCAACCAGCAAUGAUACGUGUCAUGCGGAGACUGCGCAGACGGAUGGUACAGGGCAAUGGCGAUGAAGUCGCCGAUCAUUCAGACGAUGACGAACCACUAGAAGAAGAGCAGUUGCGUGAGUUGAUGCAGAGAGGGGCAACCACCAACAGAACACAGAACAAGACAAGAUUUGCCGAGUUGUUAGCCGUGAAGAAAAGAGUGGCUGAUGGCAAAAAGAUGACUGAGCUUCGGAAGCGGAAAAUACAACAGAAAAUGACGCCCCUGUUUCUCAACGAUUGUGUCUCGGCUCUCUUCAACAACACUCGCUUGAGUGACGUCACCCUAAAGGUGGGCCCGUACCUCUUCCACGCCCACAAGCUCAUCCUCUGUGCAUGGAGUGAAGUGUUCCGGGCCCAGAUGAACGACAGAUGGUCGUCGAGCACCCCUAAUGAUGAGCCCCAGGUGCACACACUGAAUGAGCAUGAAGCCUGCGAGGAGUAUUUUGAGGAUUUCCUGCGGUUCUUCUACACUGAGGAGGUGAAUCUGGAUGAGGACAGCGUCUUUUGCAUCUUGAUUCUGGCUGAUAAGUAUAUGGUGCGUGACCUGAAGGACGUGUGCGAGAAGUAUCUGUUGGCUUUACUGGAGACCUCUACCGCGCCCUUUGUGGAUGCCAUGAAAUCGUUGAAGUUGGCAGAGGACCUGAGCAGGGUCGAGCAGAAGAGCUUCAGCCUGCUGGAAAACCACUUCCACAUGUGGACCACUGAUGACGACGCAGUGCCCACCUUGUACUGGUUUGACGCGGAGCUUCUCGAGAAGGUGCUGCAGAGCUCCAACCUUGUUGUUCCUAACGAGCUCUUCGUCUUCGGUGCCAUCAGGCGUUGGCUGCGUACGGAGAGCUGCAAAGUAGAGCGGGAGGAGUACACCGACCAGUUGCUGUCCUUGGUCCGUUUUGAGCACAUCCCGGCAUCCGUUUUAGCCCACUUGCUCGAUGGCUGCUCUGCAACUCUUGAACCCAAGGUCAAGGAGUAUGUCAUCCAGGCGCUGAAGGCAAGGGCACUUGCUGGAGAGGAGGCCUACGAAGACAUGUGCAAGGAAUUCUCAAAUCCUCGCAUGUACCUGGAGCCGGCAUUCUGCGUGCGUAUAACCAACACCGAGUGGCGCAUCGACGACGGGUCUACCUUCAGACAGCUAGAGCUGUGUGUGGAGGACAGCAAGGCAGAAUUUGAUCGUUGCAAAUUGUCGUGUCCAGUGGCUCGCCAGAGUGAAAACAAGAACAUCUACCUGGUCAGCAAGGAGACAUGGGAGAUCGGUGGCCUGGCCGUCAAGGAAUCAUCGGGGGAGGAGUGGAGUGUUCGCUUCAUGCUCAAACCAAAUUUUGAGGACAUUGGGAGGUCGUACCAAGUGGCCAUUGUGUCCAGCAAGUCUGACCCGAAAGUGCAGUCGUUUAAUGCGCCCUUCACGUGUGUGGACACUGGGGAUAUAGGCAAGCAGAUUGCCAUCUACGUGCCCGCCACGACCCUGCGCUGCAAUUCAAACCCGAACAGAUUGUGGGUCAAAGUUGGCAUUCAAGUCUCAGGUCGUGAUAAAAGUUGUGACAGAUAGGUGCAAUUUUCCUUCAGUUUUACAUUUACAGCUCGGGUAUGGCUUUUCUUUAUUGCGCACUGCUCCAGGAUGUCACUGGCCCUGCCUCAACAUAUUGGCAGUGAUUGCUGGAGGAUUUUGCAGGAUUGAGGCAGUGGUCACCCCUCCAAGGACCACAUCCAAGAAAUAAUUGAUGAUUUUGGAGGAUGGAGGUUGUAUGCAAGUUUUACAUGGAGGCAGUUGGAGGACUUUGCAGGAUUGAGGUUGCAUCCUAGCAAAAAAGCCUAGGGAGUUAGAGUUAAAUACUGUACCUCAAAAACCAAACUGUCUGGACAGCUGUGUUGUAGUCAAGUCUGUAGUAUCCUUACAAAGUCCUGCACAAGUCACAAGCUAUUCAAAUGAAAGUUUCAGAGGCACUUCUUAGUCAUUGUUCAUCCACUGUUACAUGCACAUGCGAUUAGACUUGUAAAAGGACUUGUCAUGGAUUCGACUUCAACACUGCUAGGAAAUUUCAUUGACAUUCAUUUAUCUUGUGUAUGCACUGUAAUAUGUGUUCUGUUUUAACUUCUUUUUUUUGUGUGACACAGUUUGAUAGAGUAGCACUGCACCAUUUUAUUGUAAAGUUAGUGUUACUACAUGUUCUGUUAGUUUUAAGCAAUAAGAACUACAAUGUAUAUUAGUUGUGCUAGAUCAAAUUUUUUUUGGCGAGUUUUAAAGAAGGUGUGCACAUGUGAAAAUGGAACAUCUUUUUAGAAAUGAUUGAUUUCUUUUAAAGGAUGCCAUUUCAGGCAGACUAAUUUCAGAUUACUUUCACAGGGUAUUUGUUGUUUCUCACUAAAUUGGUAGGUACGUUUUUGGGUACUUUGUAAUUGCAAAAGUUCCUGCAUGCCUUGAACGUUCAUUAUAUUUACAAAAUGU
Patiria miniata (bat star) is the source of this 2807-nucleotide messenger RNA. RefSeq names its product gigaxonin-like. The transcript has 4 exons. The coding region runs from base 294 to 1910 and encodes 538 amino acids. The record is from RefSeq and is a predicted model, not a curated record. NCBI's taxonomy places the organism in Eukaryota, Metazoa, Echinodermata, Asteroidea, Valvatida, Asterinidae. Gene Ontology annotation, molecular function: protein binding.